This is a messenger RNA of Triplophysa rosa, 2567 nucleotides long. RefSeq names its product GTPase IMAP family member 8-like. The coding region runs from base 116 to 1783 and encodes 555 amino acids. The record is from RefSeq and is a predicted model, not a curated record. Lineage: Eukaryota; Metazoa; Chordata; Actinopteri; Cypriniformes; Nemacheilidae. The transcript is spliced from 3 exons. Gene Ontology annotation, molecular function: GTP binding.
AGUACUUUCGCUUUCAAGUUGACGCAGACAUUUCUAAACCCAAGGUCAGAUCCACGAUUCACGAACAAAAUUCACAUGUAUCCCAGAAGAAUUUUUCUAUAAGCACAUCUUGAAAAUGGAAAAACUGAUUGGAAGUCUAAAUUUGGUGUUGCUGGGGAAAACAGGAGCAGGAAAAAGUGCAGUAGGAAACACAAUACUGGGACGACCGGCUUUCAAAUCAGAGAAAAGUUCCACAUCCAUCACAAAAGAAGUAAAGGGAGAAUCUGGGACUGUCUGUGGGUUUCCAGUCACUGUUUAUGACACACCAGGAUUAUGCGAUACUAAGCUGAAGGAGCAAGAGAUACGACAGAAAUAUCUUAGUAUUUUUCAGAAAUGUGAUGUUCUUUGUGCUUACUUCAUUGUCAUCAAAGCUGACAGAUUUACUGAAGAAGAAAGAAAAACCGUGGAGAAGAUUGAGGAGCUCUUGGGUCAAAACCGCAUGCAGAAUACUUGGAUUCUCUUCACCAGAGGAGAUGAACUGGAAGAAGAAAACAAGACCAUACAACAGUUCCUCAAAGAGAAUGAACAACUAAAGAAAUGUGUUCAGAAAUAUGAUGAGAGGUACCAUGUGUUCAACAACAAGAAGAGACAUACUGAACAAGUUAAAAGCCUGCUUAAAAAAAUUCUCAAGACAUGUCUUAAGACAAUGGCAAAUGGAGCAAUGAAACUAAAAUCGACUUUAGUGAGGAAACAAAAGCCAAAGGACCCUCCUGCUGACAGACGGAUUGUUCUUCUGGGUAAAACUGGAGCUGGAAAGAGUGCAACUGGAAACACAAUAUUGAGAAUGAAAUCGUUCAAAUCUUUGACGAGAAUGACUUCAGUAACCAGGGCAUGUUCGGAUGCUCACUGCACUGUUUCGGGCAGACAUGUGUCUGUAGUUGAUACUCCUGGAUUCUUUGACCCAAAUAUGACACUUGACAAUUUGGUGGAAGAAAUGAUAAAGAGUAUUUAUUUAUCCAGUUCUGGACCACAUGCUUUUCUUAUUGUUUUAAGAGCAGAUGACCGGUUCACUGAGUCGGAACAGGAGAUUUUUCAGUCAAUUGAGAUGUUCUUUGGUGAGGAAGUCUUAAAAUACUCCAUCAUUCUCUUCACACGUGGAGAUAAUCUUGGGGAAGACACCAUGGAAGAGGUCAUUGGAGACAACCAAGCAUUAAGAGAUUUAGUUAAUCAGUGUGGAGGCGGAUAUCACGUCUUCAACAAUAACGAUGAGAAUAUAGAGCAGGUGAAGGAUCUACUGCAGAAGAUUGACACAAUGAUAGAGCAGAAUGGAGGAGGACACUACAGUAAUGAGAUGUUUGAAGAUGCUAAAAAACUCAGACAAGAGGAAGAAGAGAGGAUACUGAGAGAGGAAGAGCUUAGAAAACAAGACAAGGAGAAGAAAAGACAAGAGAAAAUUGAGAGAGUGAGAACGGAGACAGAGGAGAAAACCAGAGCAGAAUGUGAACAUAAAUGGAAGUCAGAACAAGAAAACAAGCAGAAACCAGUAGAAACAAGCAGUGGAUUUAAGCAAUUUUUUUCCAAGUAUAAGAAAUAUUUUUAUAUAGGCAUGGCUGUUGGUUGUGUACUUGGUAUUGUUGGUGGUGCUAUCCUUGCUGGUGUAGUUGUUAGUGGUGCAGUUGUUAGUGGUGCAGUUGUUGGUGGUGCUGUUGUUGGUGGUGCUGUUGUUGGUGGUGCUGUUGUUGGUGCUGUUGGUGGUGCUGUUGGUGCAGUUGCUGCUGCAGUUGAUAGAUUUUCCUCAUGUUAAUCAAAUAUCUGUUUCAUGAACUUUUAAUUAAUACUCUUCUCUGGGCCCUAAGCAUUCUUGCAUUUUUUGUAAAAUGCAAGAAAUCUAAGAAGAAAAGUUGAAAAAACUCUUUCCUUUGUUGAUUUAUGUCGAAAAUAUGUGAUUACUCUGUGAUUUUUUUAUGGCUUUAUUAUAUAUUUGUUGUUUUUGCAAGCAUACUGUAUUUACAAACAUAUUUUAUAAUUGCUCUUAGACGUGUAUUAUCUUCAAAAGUAUAUGUUGAGUUACACAUACUAUGAUUCCUGUUAUACAUGAAAUGUAACAAAGUUACUACUGCUGGAGAACUAUACUGACAUGUGUGUACUUACCUGAGGGGGUGAAACUUUUUAUGAAUUAUUGUUAAUAAAUAUACAUGUUUUAUUAAGUUAGGGUAGAAAAUAAAUAAUGUAUUAUAUUAGAACUGUUUAAGUGUAAAAUAAUGUUGCAAAUUAAGUAUAUUUUUCAGACUAUAGAGACGAUAGCAGAGGAGACGAGCAAAGCAAAAAGCAAACAGAUGACAUAGAUUGUAUCGGAGGUGCCUUAAAAAGACUGUGGAAGCUUUUACAAGCUUUUAGCUGAUGACAUAAGAAAAGGUCUUGACUGCAACCAUGGAUUGUUUACGUAUAAAAAAGAUAAAUGAAAAGCGAGCUGAAUACACAUUGGCUUGAAAUUUAUAUUGAGUUUUACAAUUGAGUUUGAUGUGCUUUUGUUUGUAAGAGAUUGCAUUUAAUAAACACUUAAUUGCUAAGAAUUUUGUUUACCAGUC